Messenger RNA from Doryrhamphus excisus (bluestripe pipefish), 991 nucleotides. RefSeq names its product OCIA domain-containing protein 1-like. Gene Ontology annotation, cellular component: endosome. The record is from RefSeq and is a predicted model, not a curated record. NCBI's taxonomy places the organism in Eukaryota, Metazoa, Chordata, Actinopteri, Syngnathiformes, Syngnathidae.
GUCACCUUUCACUUCCGGGUUACGUCACACAGAGGACGACAUUGUAUCAAAUGGCACUCCAGUUUUAGUGGAUUGCUUUAUGCUAUUUCCCAUGCAUUGAAGGCUACGAAAGAGGCUAUUGUUUUGGGGGACAUGUCUUCCUCUGCUGCGGGUUUCAAGGAGGAGGUGGAGCGGCGAGGAGCACAGGCACCUUUGGGUUUGGCCUACAUUCCAACGGAAGAGGAGAGGAAACUUUUAAAAGAGUGUCGCCAGGAGAGUUUAUAUUACAGAGAGUUGCCAUUUGCUGUGGUGAGCAUGGCAGUCACUCAAGCCCUUGUUUCCAGAGGGUUUCUCUCUGCAUCUCCAAGGUUUGGGGCUUUUCCCAAAGUGGCCUUUGCUGGCUUCUGUGGCUACAUGGCAGGCAGGAUUUCCUACAUAAAAACGUGUCAUGAGAAGUUCAAGAACCUGGAGAACUCUCCUCUGGCAGAUGCCCUGAGAAGGAAACCAGGACUGCUUCCACAGUCUCCUCAGUCAGAGCUGAGCGACCCAAACAGCCAGAACUUUGACACCAUGUUCCAGCCAGCAGAGGGCGUGACCCAGACAUCAGAACAUGGAUAUGGGUUUAAUCAAGAAACACCCUCUCAAAUGAGGAAUGAAGAUGCACCAGUCCAGACGUACAUGGAAGAGGACAUACCCAAAAGGAAGGCCAUCCUCUAUGAGGACUUGCGGCUCAAAAACCGUGAGAAUUAUGAAGUCACGCUCACUCAAAAGGCAGAGACACUACCUAAAACGCCACCCGAGAAGGACCAGGAAAGACCAACAAAAAGCGUGAAGAAAAACAUCUAUGGUGAUACCUGGGAGGAAUGAGUCCUGUUUUCCAUGUAGAGCAUUAAAUCUUGUGAAACUCAGCAUCUCAGUGGCUUUCCUGAUCCAAAGGGACUCGUAUGUCAUCUGAGCAGCUGAUUAAUUUGUCUUUACAAAAUUGUCAAUUAAACCAAAGUGCUGAUGUGCA